Molecule: messenger RNA, 3111 nt
Organism: Arabidopsis arenosa
Lineage: Eukaryota; Viridiplantae; Streptophyta; Magnoliopsida; Brassicales; Brassicaceae
Source: the annotation of a GenBank genome assembly
CCACCUUCUUCUUCUUCUUCUAAACAAACAAAAAAAGAUCUGUUUCAAUGGCGGAUCGUGUUAAAGGUCCAUGGAGUCAAGAAGAAGAUGAGCAGCUACGUAGGAUGGUGGAGAAAUACGGUCCGAGGAAUUGGUCGGCGAUUAGCAAAUCGAUUCCAGGUCGAUCUGGUAAAUCGUGUAGAUUACGGUGGUGUAAUCAGUUAUCUCCGGAGGUUGAGCAUCGUCCUUUCUCGCCGGAGGAGGAUGAGACUAUUGUAACGGCUCGUGCUAAGUUUGGUAACAAAUGGGCCACGAUUGCUCGUCUUCUCAACGGUCGUACGGAUAACGCCGUUAAAAAUCACUGGAACUCGACGCUUAAGAGGAAAUGUAGCGGAGGUGUGGCGGUGACGGGGAUGACGGUGACGGAGACGGAGGAGGAGGAGGAUCGGCCGAAGAAGAGGAGAUCUGUUAGCUUUGAUUCUGCUUUUGCUCCGGUGGGUACUGGAUUGUACAUGAGCCCUGAGAGUCCUAAUGGAUUCGAUGUUAGUGAUUCAAGCACGAUUCCGUCUCCGUCGUCUCCUGUUGCUCAGCUUUUUAAACCAAUGCCGAUUUCCGGCGGAUUCUCCGGUGUUCCCCCUCCGCCGUUACCGGUGGAAAUGUCUUCGUCUUCGGAGGAUCCGACGACUUCGUUGAGUUUGUCAUUACCUGGAGCUGAGAACACGAGUUCGAGCUACAUCAACAACAAUAACAAUAACAACAACAACGCGUUGAUGUUUCCGAGAUUUGAGAGUCAGAUGAAGAUUAAUGUAGAGGAGAGAGGAGGAGAAGGACGUAGAGGUGAGUUUAUGACGGUGGUGCAGGAGAUGAUUAAAGCUGAAGUGAGGAGUUACAUGGCGGAGAUGCAGAGAACGAGUGGUGGUGGAUUCGUCGUCGGAGGUUUUAGGGAUUGUGGGAUAAUAACACCUAAGGUUGAGUAAUCUAAAGUUACGUUCGAGUCUCUCCUCUUCUCUCACUCGGCUAUUUUGAUUCCCCUCCAAUUUUCUCCGGCGGAACGGUCAAAUCACAUCGGAAAUUCAACCGGAGAUCAAAUGGCACUGCCGUCGAUCUCAUCAAUCGGCGCCACAGUCUCAAUCCUGAUCUAUUUCUUCUCUCUUCCUUAUUCAAUCACAGCUGGUGAAAACAUCCUCCACCAAUCUCCCGCCGCUAGAUCACGACGUCCCAUGGUGUUCCCAUUGUUCCUCUCUCAACCAAAUUCUUCUUCGAGAUCCAUCUCAAUCCCACAUCGGAAACUCCACAAAUCCGACUCAAAAUCACUGCCUCACUCUCGCAUGAGACUCUACGACGAUCUUCUUAUUAACGGGUAUUAUACAACGAGGCUUUGGAUUGGUACACCACCACAAAUGUUUGCUCUUAUAGUUGAUUCUGGAAGUACUGUUACUUAUGUUCCUUGUUCUGAUUGUGAACAAUGUGGCAAACACCAGGACCCAAAAUUUCAGCCAGAAUUGUCGAGUACUUAUCAACCUGUGAAGUGUAACAUGGACUGUAAUUGUGAUGAUGAUAAGGAGCAAUGUGUUUACGAGAGAGAGUAUGCGGAACAUAGUAGUAGUAAAGGUGUGCUUGGAGAAGAUCUUAUAUCAUUUGGCAAUGAAAGCCAGCUGACACCUCAACGAGCUGUUUUCGGUUGCGAAACUGUUGAAACCGGUGAUCUUUAUAGUCAACGUGCUGAUGGUAUUAUCGGAUUAGGUCAAGGGGAUCUUAGUCUUGUGGAUCAGUUGGUGGAUAAAGGUUUGAUUAGCAACUCUUUUGGUUUGUGUUAUGGAGGGAUGGAUGUUGGUGGAGGUUCGAUGAUUCUUGGCGGGUUUGAUUAUCCAUCUGAUAUGAUAUUCACGGACUCUGACCCUGAUCGUAGUCCAUAUUACAAUAUAGAUUUGACGGGGAUACGUGUUGCUGGGAAGCAAUUGUCGCUUAAUUCGAGGGUCUUUGAUGGGGAACAUGGCGCCGUUUUAGACAGUGGUACAACAUAUGCUUAUCUCCCUGACGCAGCAUUUGCAGCAUUUGAGGAAGCUGUAAUGAGAGAAGUUUCCCCGUUGAAGCAGAUUGAUGGUCCUGAUCCAAAUUUUAAAGAUACUUGCUUCCUUGUCGCUGCAAGUAAUGAUGUCACUGAACUUUCGAAGAUAUUCCCAUCGGUCGAGAUGAUAUUUAAGAGUGGGCAAUCAUGGCUGUUGUCCCCUGAAAAUUACAUGUUUCGACAUUCCAAGGUGCAUGGCGCAUACUGUCUCGGUGUUUUUCCAAAUGGAAAAGAUCAUACUACGCUUUUAGGAGGAAUUGUGGUUCGCAAUACACUUGUUGUGUAUGAUCGCGAGAAUUCUAAGGUUGGAUUCUGGAGAACCAAUUGUUCGGAGUUAUCGCAUAGGCUUCAUAUCGAUGGUGUAUCACCACCUGCUACUUUGCCUUCAAAUGGUUCAAAUCCAUCCCGCAAUUCAUCAAGCGAUAUUCAAGGGGAGAUUCAAAUUGGUCAAAUAAACCUUGAUUUGCAACUAACAGUCAAUUCGUCCUAUCUGAAACCUCACAUUGAAGAGCUCUCCAAGUUAUUAUCCAAGGAGCUUGAUGUCAAAUCUUCACAGGUCAGUUUAUCGAAUCUCACCUCCAAAGGAAACGAGUCUCUCAUCAGAAUGGUUGUUGUUCCUCCUGAACCUUCGACUUUGUUUUCGAAUGUCACAGCAACGAAUAUAGUAUCCCGGUUUACCAAUCAUCAAAUCAAGCUUCCUGAAAUCUACGGAAACUAUCAGCUGGUUAAUUACAAACUCGAGCCUCCAAGAAAACGGACGAAUAACAACAUUGUCAUGAUCGCGAUUGGGAUUAUCGUCGCUGUAAUUAUCGGGUUAUCAGCUUAUGGAGCUUGGAUGAUAUGGAAACGGAAACAAACAUCAAUUCCAUACAAACCUGUUGAUGAAGCUAUAGUAGCUGAGCAAGAACUGCAACUUAUAUCAUAAAGAACUUGGUGGUACCUUAUUUUUAUAUUCUCAUAUUUUUCAUACAAAAGCAAAGCUGUUUGGUCUUAUUCAAGAAAAAAAAAACAGAAUCCCAACUGUCUUACUGAUCUUUAUUGUUUAGUAAAUAAUGCCAACUUUU